This is a messenger RNA of Symbiodinium sp. CCMP2456, 633 nucleotides long. NCBI's taxonomy places the organism in Eukaryota, Dinophyceae, Suessiales, Symbiodiniaceae. The record is from the annotation of a GenBank genome assembly.
AUGUUCGUAUCGCACCAGUGGUUUUCAAAUGACCACCCAGAUCCAUCAGGUCAUCAGUUCAAAGUUCUUCAAGGCGCUCUACGUAACAUCAUGUCCGGACAGAGCCGUGUCUCCCUCCCAGUCACGGCAGAGCUGUUCUAUGGACGCUUGAAGACGCCGGAAGCUUCUGAUUUCAAAUCCGGGCGGCUGUUUGUUUGGUAUGAUUACUUCUCCUGCCCACAGGGGGCGAGUGAUCUAGACAACAUCGUGACCUACGUCUCAAGGUGCGAGUACUUUGUCAUCUUAUGUGCCGGCCUUUUUACGUUGGAGACCGAUCGUGCUCGAGUCGGACGUGUGCUUGUACAGAUGGUCUGGAAGAAAUUGCAGUACUACCUGGAACAAGGUGAUCUGCACAAUUUCCGGUAUCUCUUGAGCACGCAAGAUAUUUGUUGCCUGUCCGGGCUCGGUUUUCUUCCGCUCGAGGGCUUGAUGCCCGGAUUCGUGUCGCAAGCGGAUCCUUUCGCCUAUCCGGAGGCCUUUGCAGUGGAACGCUUUUUGCAUGACACUGGCUUUAAGGCGGUUUCUGAGCGAGAUCCGGCAGGGUGGACACCAAUGUGUUAUGCCGUACUUUCCGGCAAGCAAUUCUUGGUGGAA